GGAGUCUCUGGUAUAAACAGUGUAUAUAUAUAUAAAGCCAGCGCCCACAUUGCCAAAACAUCAGCUACCUUCUCUCAGUACCGAACAUGGCUUCCAAGGUUAUCGUGAUGAUCGCCCUGGUGGCUGCUGCCUCAGCUGAGCUCCUUCCCCGCUACCAGCCAUCAGUCCCCUCCUACGGCCCUCUAGGUCCUUACAAUCAUCCACGUCCAUCCUACCACUCCCGUGAACCUACGAUAAAUCCAGAGUACAACUUCAGCUACGGCGUGAAGGACGACUACUCUGGCAGCAAUUUCGGCCACGAAGAAACUCGUAAUGGCUACGACACUCAGGGAUCCUAUUACGUCCAUCUUCCUGACGGUCGACUGCAGAGGGUUUCCUACACUGUGAGUGGUGACUCCGGCUUCGUGGCUCAAGUUGAAUACGUGGGAGAGGCCCAAUACCCAGCCCACCAGCCCAGCUACCAACAUGCCCCAAGUUACAGGCCAACACCCACCUACCAGCCCACCCCUGUCUAUGGUUAACGUAAUCAUAAACUAAUUCAUGUAUUUUUAAAGGAAUUAAAAACACACAUAAAGACUAACAAAUUAAUUAGUUGAAUAAAGGUUGUAUGCAAAAAAUACCUUCCCAAUAAAAAUUUAAUAGUCACUUUUUCACUUUGUUAAAUUUAGCUUCGAUGUUCCUGUGCUAGCAGACAAUACCGUCUCUAAUAGCGAACCCCAUUGUUUACUUCGUGCCUCUCUACUAGACUGCCAACCGCUACAACAUUCGCCUCUGUACUAGCUUACACCACUGUGUACAGUAACACACGCCAGCGUUUGCUUCCUGCCGCAGCUCCGUCAUGGAGCCAACUGCACUACUGAACUGGUCAUCAGAUCACAAAGGCUGUAUCCAGCACUUUUCCUGAAGAGCAGA
This is a messenger RNA of Cherax quadricarinatus, 912 nucleotides long. RefSeq names its product cuticle protein 7-like. NCBI's taxonomy places the organism in Eukaryota, Metazoa, Arthropoda, Malacostraca, Decapoda, Parastacidae. Gene Ontology annotation, cellular component: extracellular matrix. The record is from RefSeq and is a predicted model, not a curated record.